AUGCCUAGUGCAACUUCCCAGAAGAAAACAUCUGCUGACAUUCCGUCAUGUCGCCAGAAAGAAAUAAAAGAAAUUAAGAAAAUGAAGGCAGAACUGAAGAAAGUCAAGGCAAAAUUAGCCACUGAAAAGAGUAAAGGACGCAAAGCAAAAAAAGAACAUAAGGAAACCGUCCGUGUUUUGAAAGAUGAAAAAGAAAGUAUAGACUUGAUCGUCUUGUCGUUGAAUAUGUCAAUGAACAUAAAAUCAUAG
This is a messenger RNA of Caenorhabditis remanei, 249 nucleotides long. RefSeq lists its product as uncharacterized. The record is from RefSeq and is a predicted model, not a curated record. The transcript has a single exon. Bases 1 to 249 code for a protein of 82 amino acids. Lineage: Eukaryota; Metazoa; Nematoda; Chromadorea; Rhabditida; Rhabditidae.